AUAUAUUUCUACAAUCGAAAAUAGGAAGGUUGAAGGGUUGGUUUGGAGAACGAGUAAAAGUAUUUAAUCUAGAAAGUUGUUAAGUUCGAGGGAUUGUUAGGAGUUAAAUAGGUCAGGAAAUUAAUAUUUUUUAGGUGUAAGAUUUACACAAACUUCUUAGCCAGCCACAUAGGGAUCAAAAAUAAUAUUUUAACCUUUAAAAUAAAACCAUAAAAUUUGAAGGAAUUUUAUACUUGUGUUAACUCAUACCGUCCGUUAUACUUACCCUUUGUUUUAUUUUUUUAUUAUUAUCUAGUACAUCGUAUGUAGUUAUCUACAUUACACGUUUACCUUUGUUUUAUAAUAAAAUUGUUUUGAAUUUUUUAUUGCGCCCCUUUUGAUUUUUUUAAAAACUAUUUUUUUUAGCUUAUUACUCCCAUGACACUCGUGCAUGAUUUAAAUGUGGUGUUCAAAAUAUGUUAGCAACAUGGUCAAUAAAACUUUGUUAAUUUGUUAAGUAAGUAUUAAACUAAUCAACAAAAAUCUAGCAUGCAUAAAAGAUGUCCUUUAAAUAAUUGUUAGGGUGUUAGGUAAGGAGAGUUUGGCCCAUUGAGUGAAGUAGUAUUAAUAUGUUAGAAUUAGUAAAUUUGUAUUUAGGAUGUAGAUAUGUAAGAUAAAUUUUUUCAAUAAUUGUAAAAAGUAUAUCAAUAGAAGAUUAUAAAAUAACUCAAAGAAUGUGAAAAGUUUAAAUAUAGAAGAAAUUGAAGUUCAUCUAUAAAUAUGAAAAAGUAAAAAAAAAAAAAAAAAAAGAAGAAGAAGAAAAUGAGCAACUCAAAAAUUGUUUAUUAUUGAAGUUGAGUGUUUACACUAAAAAAAGUUGAUAAACUAAAUGAUCCCAAGUAUGCAGCAAAUCAAUAUACAAAAUUGAAAUGAUAAAAUAGAAUUAUUUUCAAAUAUAACAAGAAGCACUUAAAUUUUAACAGUAUAAUUCCACAAUAUCUAUGCCUCCUAUCUACAUUUUGAAGUGUCAUUAAUUGACUUAUUUUGUGUCCUCACUCUUCUAAAAUGUUUAUGGCAAAUAAUGAAUUGAAAUUUUGUUGGAUUUUUUUUAUUUACCAGAAAUAAUUGAAAGUUGUAAUAAAAUUGUAAAUUUUAAAGUUGGAGACUUGGGGAGAUUUACCCAUGAAUCCUUUUCAACCAUCAAUGUCUCACAUGAAUCAAACCAGCCAAAUUCCCCGUCAAAAAAAAAAAAAAAAAAAUUGACAGGCCCUUGCCUUCUCUCUCUCUCUCUCUCCCUUUAAAUUCCCAUUUUAAUGGACUUCAAAGAGUGGGUGUGGACGAGCUUCAGCCACAUAUUUGCUGCUUCUUCAUCAGGGUUUUGCUCUGAACCUCUGGUUUUAAAGAAAACCCAUCAUUUCUUUCAAUGGAUUUAUGUUCAGGGAAUGUAGAGGAAUAACUGGAAGGUUUCCAACUAGAGGAUGAUCAUUUAGUGUUGUGCUUUAGAAUUUUUAGCCAUGGCUUUUACCUCUAAUUGGUUGAGUUCACCUUCUUGCUCCAUGAUUCAAUCCUCGGCGGACCAUGCUCUUGGAGCUAUAUUCCAAUGGUCACGGUUCAUUUUCCUUUCACCUUGCCCUCAAAGAGUUUUGCUAUCAUCUAUUGAUAUCCUGUUCUUGGUUGCACUCUUAGCUUUUGCAUUGCAAAAGUUGUUUUCUCGAUUCAGGUCAGGUGAUCGGAUGAACUCUGACAUAAGCAAACCUCUCAUAGGUAGCAAUAAACCUCUUAUAACGACCACCAUCUUGUUCAAACUCUCUCUAAUUGUUUCUGGCAUGUUAACCAUCUGCUACCUUGUCAUAAGUAUCUUGACAUUGUCAUCAAGUGUUCAAUCUUCAUGGAGGAUUGUGAAUGGGGCAUUCUGGUUGGUUCAAGCAUUGACUUAUGCAGUUAUUGCAAUCUUGAUAAUUCAUGAAAAAAGAUUUGAAGCUGCUAAGCAUCCACUUACACUUCGAGUUUACUGGGUUAUAAAUUUCAUAAUAAUUUCAUUGUUUAUGGCAUCAGCAAUAAUGCGAUUGGCCUCUACCGGAGCAACUGAUGAACUCAAUUUGACUUUGGAUGACAUAAUUUCCAUAGCCUCAUUUCCAUUAUCAGUAGUUCUUCUUUUUGUUGCCAUAAAAGGAUCAACAGGGGUUAUGGUGGCUAUAGCAGCCAAGGAAGAAUUUGAUGGACAAAGUGACUUAAUUGAAUUGGUUUCAAGUAAAUCAAAUGUGUCUUUAUUUGCUUCAGCAUCCUUUGUAUCGAAGGCCUUUUGGCUGUGGAUGAAUCCCUUGUUAGAUAAAGGUUACAAAGCCCCUCUCCAAUUAGAAGAAGUUCCAACUCUUGCACCUCAACAUAGAGCUGAGGAAAUGUCAGCCCUCUUUGAAUCAAAGUGGCCUAAACCUCAUGAGAAGUCCACUCACCCAGUUCGAACGGCAUUGGUCCGCUGCUUUUGGAAGGAAAUUGCCUUUACUGCCUUCCUUGCUAUCGUGCGUACUUGUGUCAUGUAUGUGGGUCCUGUCCUUAUUCAACGUUUUGUAGAUUUCACUGCUGGAAAAAGAAGCUCCCCGAAUGAAGGAUACUAUCUUGUACUGAUUCUUCUUGCUGCCAAAUUUUUUGAAGUUCUCACUACUCAUCACUUCAAUUUUAACUCUCAAAAGAUUGGCACGCUGAUUCGUUGUACACUUAUUACUUCUUUGUACAAGAAGGGCUUGAGGCUAUCAUCAUCAUCUAGACAGGAUCAUGGGGUUGGACAAAUUGUGAAUUACAUGGCUGUUGAUACCCAGCAGCUUUCUGAUAUGAUGCUACAACUGCAUGCUGUAUGGUUAAUGCCAUUACAAGUUGGUGUUGGUUUGACACUUCUCAGUGCUUAUCUAGGCCCUGCUACGCUUGUUACACUGAUUGCACUUAUUGGUGUUCUUAUCUUUGUUGUGCUUGGCUCUAGGCGGAACAAUAAGUUCCAAUUCAAUGUAAUGAAGAAUCGUGAUUUACGAAUGAAAGCAACAAAUGAGAUGCUGAAUUACAUGCGGGUGAUCAAGUUUCAAUCAUGGGAGGAGCACUUCAAUGAUAGAAUUAAAGCUUUUCGAGAAUUGGAAUUUGGAUGGCUAACCAAAUUCAUGUAUUCAAUGUUUGCUAACAUUAUAGUCAUGUGGAGUACGCCGAUAGUAGUAUCAACUCUCACCUUUGGGGCUGCACUGCUGUUAGGCAUCAAACUUGAUGCCGGGACAGUGUUUACAAUGACCACUAUCUUCAAAUUGUUGCAGGAGCCUAUCCGAACGUUCCCUCAAUCGAUGAUAUCACUUUCACAAGCAAUGGUAUCACUCGGGAGGUUGGAUCAAUUCAUGUUGAGCAAAGAGUUGGUUGAAGAUUCAGUUGAAAGGACUGAGGGAUGUCAUGGAAAUGUCGCUGUGGUAAUUGAGAAUGGUCAAUUUAGCUGGGAUGACAAUGCAAAUAUAGAAGUAGUUUUGAAAGAUAUAAAUUUGAACAUAAAAAAGGGAGAACUUACAGCUGUGGUUGGGACCGUGGGAUCAGGGAAAUCAUCUAUUCUGGCUUCGAUUCUUGGUGAGAUGCAUAAAUUGUCGGGAAAGGUUCAUGUUUGUGGAACAACUGCUUAUGUUGCUCAAACGUCAUGGAUUCAAAAUGGCACCAUCGAAGAGAAUAUCUUAUUUGGGUUGCCUAUGGAUAGAGAGAAAUACAGGAAAGUUGUCAGGAUUUGUUGUUUAGAAAAAGACUUGGAAAUGAUGGAGUAUGGAGAUCAGACUGAGAUUGGUGAGCGCGGCAUUAACCUCAGUGGCGGGCAGAAGCAGAGGAUACAACUUGCCCGAGCUGUAUAUCAGGACUGUGAUAUCUAUCUUCUUGAUGAUGUAUUUAGUGCCGUCGAUGCUCACACUGGGUCUGAAAUUUUUAAGGAAUGUGUAAGAGGAGCCCUCAAAGGCAAGACCGUGAUACUUGUUACUCAUCAAGUCGAUUUCUUGCACAAUGUUGAUAUGAUCUUUGUCAUGAAAGAUGGGACAAUUGUGCAAUCUGGAAAAUACAAUGAACUAGUUGAGAGUGGAAUGGAAUUUGGGGCGCUAGUUGCAGCACAUGAGACCUCCAUGGAAAUUGUGGAUAGCAGCAAUCCCAUGCUUGAAGUUUCUUCUCCUAAACCUCCUCGUUCGCCUUCCCACCAUAGGGAAGCCAAUGGCGAAAAUAAUCAUGUUGAUCAACCACAGGCUGAAAAGGGUUCAUCAAAACUCAUCAAAGAUGAGGAGAGGGAAACUGGUAGUGUUAGCUUGGAGGUGUAUAAACUUUAUUGCACUGAGGCUUAUGGAUGGUGGGGAGUUGUAUGGGCCUUGUUGCUCUCCCUAGUGUGGCAAGGUUCUUUGAUGGCUGGUGAUUACUGGUUGGCAUAUGAAACUUCAGCAGACCGUGCUGCGACCUUCAAUCCUACAUUGUUCCUUUCUGUGUACGCCGGAAUUGCUCUCGUUUCAGUUUUGUUGGUGUUGACAAGAUCGUUUUCUUUUGCACUUAUAGGGCUUAAGACAGCCCGAAUUUUCUUUUCACAAAUUCUUACUAGUAUCUUGCAUGCCCCCAUGUCGUUUUUCGACACCACACCAUCUGGAAGAAUACUAAGUCGAGCUUCAAAUGAUCAGACAAACAUUGAUUUGUUUAUUCCCUUCUUCUUUACUAUUGCUACUGCAAUGUACAUUACAGUACUCAGUAUCUUCAUCAUCACAUGUCAGUAUGCUUGGCCUACAGUUUUCCUUGUGAUUCCACUUCUGUAUCUCAACGUUUGGUACCGGGGAUACUACCUUGCUACGUCUCGUGAAUUGACACGCCUUGACUCAAUAACUAAAGCACCUGUGAUUCAUCACUUCUCAGAAAGCAUACAAGGAGUUAUGACCAUUCGCUCUUUUAGGAAGCAAGAUCAGUUUGGCAAAGAAAACAUUAAACGAGUAAACAAUAAUUUGCGUAUGGAUUUCCACAAUUAUGGAUCCAAUGUAUGGUUGGGAUUCCGUUUGGAAUUGCUUGGAAGUAUAGUGUUCUGUAGUUCAGCAAUGUUCUUGAUCUUACUACCUAGCUCCAUUAUCAAGCCGGAAAAUGUUGGUUUGACAUUGUCAUAUGGAUUGUCUUUGAAUGCUGUCACGUUCUGGGCCAUAUAUAUGAGCUGCUUCAUCGAGAACAAAAUGGUUUCGGUUGAGAGGGUGAAACAAUUUUCUGUGAUACCACCAGAAGCUGCAUGGAGAAUUAAAGACACUCUUCCUUCCUCGAAUUGGCCACACCGUGGGAAUGUUGAUCUCAAAGAUUUGCAGGUUCGAUAUCGGCCAAACACUCCUCUGGUCCUUAAGGGUCUUACAUUAAGUAUCUAUGGAGGAGAAAAGAUUGGUGUUGUUGGUCGAACGGGGAGUGGCAAAUCAACUCUAGUCCAAGUGUUGUUCAGACUGGUUGAACCUGCAGCUGGAAAAAUAAUUAUUGAUGGCAUUGACAUAGCCACACUGGGGCUUCAUGAUCUAAGAUCACGGCUCGGGAUCAUUCCUCAGGAACCGGUUCUUUUCGAGGGGACGGUGAGAAGCAAUAUCGACCCAACUGGCCAGUAUACUGAUGAUGAGAUAUGGAAGAGCUUGGAUCGGUGCCAGCUAAAAGAGAUCGUGGCUUCAAAGCCCGAGAAACUCGAUUCUCCAGUUGUUGAUAAUGGAGAAAACUGGAGUGUGGGACAGAGGCAGCUUCUCUGCCUAGGAAGGGUCAUGCUAAAGCGAAGUAAGCUUUUGUUCAUGGAUGAAGCAACUGCAUCAGUUGACUCGAAAACAGAUGCUUUGAUUCAAAAUAUCAUCCGGGAGGAUUUUGGAUUGUGCACGAUCAUAAGCAUUGCUCACAGAAUUCCCACAGUCAUGGAUUGUGAUCGAGUUUUGGUGAUCGAUGCAGGGAAAGCAAGAGAAUUUGACAGGCCCUCUCAGUUGCUUCAGAGGCCAACACUUUUUGGGGCAUUGGUUCAGGAGUAUGCCAACCGCUCCUUAGACCUUUAAGUGCACUGUUUUGCAAUUUGUUUGGCUUCUUGAUGUCGUGUCUCGAGCAGCAAUGCAAUGCCGUAGGCAACCUUGAGCUCGGGUUAACUUUUUUGAUGAGUAGAAAAAUGUGGUAGAAAACAAGCCUUAGCAUCCCAAUAUGGUAAUGAUAUAGCAAUCCUUCACAUUAUUUGCAUUGGCAAUUGUUAGGAUUCUCAAUCUAUAUCAGUAGUCUCUUGGGAGCAUAUUUCUUAGUUUUUUAGAGCAAAUUUAGUAGGUUUUGUAAGCUUAUUGCUUCUUAUUGGUUCCCAAUCAAUUAGUGGGAAAAGAGACUUGAAAGAAAAGGAAAAGAACACAAAAAAAGAAAAUUAUUUGCAUUGAUCUGGUGGAGAACUCUCUCACAAAUAUUAUCUUCACUAUGGCUUGUUGAUGGUACA
Messenger RNA from Benincasa hispida (wax gourd), 6427 nucleotides. RefSeq names its product ABC transporter C family member 14-like. NCBI's taxonomy places the organism in Eukaryota, Viridiplantae, Streptophyta, Magnoliopsida, Cucurbitales, Cucurbitaceae. Gene Ontology annotation, cellular component: membrane. Gene Ontology annotation, biological process: transmembrane transport. The record is from RefSeq and is a predicted model, not a curated record. Gene Ontology annotation, molecular function: ATP hydrolysis activity; ABC-type transporter activity; ATP binding.